Messenger RNA from Trifolium pratense (red clover), 657 nucleotides. RefSeq lists its product as uncharacterized. The record is from RefSeq and is a predicted model, not a curated record. Lineage: Eukaryota; Viridiplantae; Streptophyta; Magnoliopsida; Fabales; Fabaceae. The transcript is spliced from 5 exons. The coding region runs from base 63 to 551 and encodes 162 amino acids.
UUUAUCUCAAAACUCUAUUGCUAGCGGGUAGUGAUAGUAAGUAGAGUAGCUUAACAUACAGAAUGUCCGGCGCCGACUCCAACCCUGACAUAAAACCCUCUCUCACCGACGCCGAGAUUUCUCGCUUCAUCGCUCUCAUCGAUGUCGAUAGAUUACGCUCUUAUAACUACACAGAGGAUGAGAAAUCUCGCCUUACAGCUCUCUUCGAUUUUAAUAAUAUCACAGAGGAUGAGAUAUUUCGCAUUGUCACUCUCUUCGACCCCGACCUUGUAAACCCAGCUACUCUUACCGUCUUCAUGAUUUUCUUUUCUUCUAUGUUCUUGUUUUCUGUGGGUGCUGUCCUCCAUGUCACGUAUGAGAAUCUCAAAAAAUUGGUAUCUUUUGCAUACAAUGCUGCUCAGAAGAAGAAGGUGCAACUUUCAGAGAGGUGCAUUAGUUUGUCUAGAUAUUCAAGAACUCUGGAUUUGAAGGGUCUUAAAGACAUUGGAGAAACCUACUUUGCAGAAACCUGCACGGUCUUUAGACAGGAGUCACAGGACAACUUCAAAUAGGUGUUGAUGGCAUUGGCAAGGUCUUUUCUUAUAUACCAUGAUUACCUAGCUUUUUGGAACACUUGUCAAAUCAUAAUUUACAUGUUAGAAGUGAUUAAUUUUCUCA